UUUCUCUUGAAAGAAAAAAUCACAGUUGACUUUCCUUACAUUCUUUUUGGUAUAUGAUGAAACCAGAUCGCACUUUCUGUAUCAUUUUUGUUUUCAUAAUCAAAUGCACUGCUGGCUACAUGUUCGAGCCAGCUGUUGACUUUCCUCACAGUUGACUUUCCUUAUAUUCUGUUUGGUAUGAUGAAACCAGUUCGCACUUUCUGUCAUUUUCAUGAAACAAGAAAAUUCCUUGCGUCACUCAAAAUCUUAGCAACUAUUCCAUGAUGGUGACACAAGCAUGCUUUGGUUUCUUCUUAUUACUAAGUUGGGGAACACUAGUUAGAAAGGCACAAACACAGAUAUUUGUGGGAAGUAAUUGCCAAAACACCUCCCAAGAGCCUCUCAGCAGUGCAUACCAAGCCAAUCUUGAUAAGAUCCUCGCAUGGAUGCCUUCUGAUGCAGCCACAAGCAGAGGCUAUAACCACACCAGAAUAGGCAUCAACACUCCAGUGUAUGGCCAAUAUGAUUGCCGUGGUGAUGUUGCUGAAAGCUUUUGCCAUUUCUGUGUCUCCCUCGCAGCCAGAGAAGCCCCUAAACGCUGCCCCAAUAGGGUUUCUGCUGUAGUGUGGUAUGAGUACUGCAUGCUAAGGUACUCUAAUGAGAGCUUUUUUGGGAAAAUUCUCACACACCCGACAUGGCAUGGGUUUGGACCAAAAAAUGUAUCCAACAUGGAAGAGGUUCGUAGAGGUGAAGGUUUUGUGAAAAGUAUGAUCAGUAAAGCAACUAAGGAAACCAACCAGUUGUACUAUUUGGGUGGCUUCAAUUUGAGUUCCACUCAGAAAAGGUAUGGCAUGGUGCACUGUGGCAGAGAUCUCUCAAAUGAAGGGUGCAGACAGUGUUUGGAGUUUUUAUUAGCACAAAUUCACAAAUGUUGCGAGCAAAAAAUAGGAUGGUUUAUUUGGUCUGGAACUUGUAUGAUAAGGUAUGAUGAUCAAAUGUUCUACCGUCUUAGCAACCAAACAUCUUCACUUUCUCCGUCAAAUGAUGAAAAAGAUAAACAAAGGGCUUAUAGGAGGUCAAAAAUCUUAAUCAUUAGCAGCAGUAUUAUGGGGUCAGUACUAAUUCUAUGUUUGAGCGUUUAUUGCAUCUGGUACAGGAGAAGAGUUAGAAAAGAUGGGUUUCGUCUAUCUUCGUUUCACAAAAUUCAAACAGAGGAUUCAUGGACCACAGACCUUCCUAUAAUCCCAUUAACCACAAUUCUGCAGAGCACUGAUAACUUUUCAGAAGCAUGUAAAUUAGGGGAAGGAGGAUUUGGCACUGUUUACAAGGGAGUUCUAGCAGAUGGAACUCAAAUUGCAGUCAAAAGGCUCUCAAAGUUUUCAGGUCAAGGCUCGGAGGAGUUUAAUAACGAAGUCCUGUUCAUAGCUAACUUGCAACAUCGCAAUCUGGUUAGACUUUUGGCAUGUUGCUUGGACGAAAAUGAAAACAUACUAGUAUAUGAGUAUUUGCCGAAUAAAAGUUUAGACUUUCACCUCUUUGAUGAUGAGAAGAGAAAGCAGUUUGAUUGGAAACUAAGAUUAAGGAUUAUCAAUGGAAUAGCAAGAGGUAUUUUAUACCUUCAUGAGGAUUCUAGAGUCACAGUAAUUCAUAGAGAUCUCAAAGCUAGCAAUGUUCUAUUAGACCAUGACAUGAAUCCCAAAAUAUCAGAUUUUGGAUUGGCAAGGGCAUUUGAAAUAGGACAGAAGCAGGCAAAUACAAAACGAGUAAUGGGCACUUAUGGAUACAUGGCUCCAGAGUAUGUUAUGCAAGGAGUGUUUUCGGUGAAAUCUGAUGUUUUCAGCUUUGGAGUUCUUGUUCUAGAGAUCAUUUAUGGGAGAAAGAACAGUGGAUUGUCAGAACAUGGUCAAACUCUUCUUUUAUAUGCUUGGAGAACAUGGAGCGCAGGAAAAUGUUUGGAAAUGAUUGAUCCAAUGCUUGAAAAUUCCUUCAUAGGCAGUGAAGUUGAGAGGUGUAUACACAUUGGUUUGUUGUGUGUUCAAGAAGAUGCUAAGGAUAGACCAACAAUGUCUCAUGUGGUUUUAAUGCUGGCAAGUGAUACAAUGGUUCUUCCAAAACCCAAACACCCUGCAUUUUCAGUUGGAAUAAUAGCCUCUGAAGAAGUGUACACAUCAAAAAGUUCCAAGGAUGUUUCUAAAAAUGAUCUAACAGUCUCUAUUUCUUUACCAAGGUGAAGAACAAUUGCAUAAAGGAUUUGCCAGUUCUCAAAUGUAACAAAGUAAAGUUGUAUUUAUCAUUCAUUUAUA
Molecule: messenger RNA, 2282 nt
Organism: Vigna unguiculata (cowpea)
Lineage: Eukaryota; Viridiplantae; Streptophyta; Magnoliopsida; Fabales; Fabaceae
Product: cysteine-rich receptor-like protein kinase 10
Biological process (GO): protein phosphorylation
Cellular component (GO): plasma membrane
Molecular function (GO): ATP binding; protein serine/threonine kinase activity
Source: RefSeq, a predicted model, not a curated record